Molecule: messenger RNA, 1190 nt
Organism: Amaranthus tricolor (Joseph's coat)
Lineage: Eukaryota; Viridiplantae; Streptophyta; Magnoliopsida; Caryophyllales; Amaranthaceae
Product: NDR1/HIN1-like protein 6
Exons: 1
Coding region: 28-807 (259 amino acids)
Cellular component (GO): plasma membrane
Source: RefSeq, a predicted model, not a curated record
CAUCACCAAACUAAACUAUACGAAAAAAUGUCAUCUACCCACCAAAAAAUCCACCCUAUACACGACGUCGAAGCCCCCCCACCACCCCCAUCCGCCCCACUAAUCCCACCUCACACACUACGUUCCGAUAGCAAACACCACCCAAAUCACCCCCACCUACCACCACUACCCACUCGAACCGGUCUUCCAUCCACUUACCCAACCCCAAAACACAAACGAAAUUGUUGUUGUCGAGCAUUCUGCUGCAUUCUCUGUACCCUUCUUAUCCUUCUGGUGCUCAUCGGAGCCACAAUCGGUAUCCUCUUCCUCAUUUUCCGACCCAAAAUCCCUCAUUACUCGAUCGACACACUUAAAAUCACCCAAUUUUCCCCCAACUCAAAUAACUCAAUUUCAGCCACAUUUUCCGUUAACAUAACCGCACGUAAUCCAAACAAACACAUAGGGAUCUAUUACCUUAGUGGGUCAUCUCUUAGUGCAUACUAUAAAGACAUACUUCUAUGUCAAGGUUCCUUGCCUAAAUUCUAUCAAGGUCAUCGAAAUACGACCUUUCUAGAUGUUUCUUUAUCUGGUACCGUUAAUAAUGCAACUGGGUUUUCUUCUACAUACCAAGAACAGUUAAGACAAACAGGGAAUAUUCCCUUGCUUUUAAGGGCCAAAGUUCCUGUUAAGAUUAAGUUGGGAAAAUUAAAGUUGAUGAAAAUGAGGUUUAAGGUUAAAUGUGAGCUUAGUAUUCAAAGUUUGGCUAAUAAUCAAGAAAUUCGAAUUGGGACUAGUAGUUGCAAAUUUAGACUCAAACGUAUAUUUUAAUUGCGAAGGCGGAGUAAAAAUUGAUAUAUAUUUUUAUGUUUUAUAUAUCGAUUAAUUUAAUACUUGAAGUUUCUUAUUUUUAGAAAAAUCUCUACCAUGGAGUAUGUGAUACAUGCCUAAAACUUUCAUUGAUUCUUUUUGAAUCCUCUUUUAUUUCCUUGUAUAUUAUUAUGGUUUAUAUAUAUACCAUAUAAACCAUAUUAAUUUUUUUUUAAUUUAUUUUAUUGCCUUGAGCAUCUUUAUACUUUUACUUAUUCAUGCAUUAAAUAAAGAUUUAGGGGAUUAUUUUUUGAUCAUCCAUAAUUCAUAGUUUAGGUUAGUACUGUUGUACUUGUAUAUAAAUGACGGAUAUGUUCCAUCACAUUUUGAUGAAUAUAAAUAUA